GGAGGUGACGUCAGCAGCGAACGUAAACAAUGCUUCUACAUCCGCUUCUCAUGAACGGACACAUUUGUUUUUAAAAGGGUCGGUGUGUAAUUCCGUGUAAAGAUGUUAGCCGCGAUCGCGUGAAGGUGUGCGUGACGUCACGCACCGACUGUCACGCGAGGUCUGUAAUUUUUAGCUCGAGCUGUGAGCGAGAAACACAGACGGUUUUGAGUCAGUGAAUGAGCAAGUGAAAGGUUAUUUUAAAAUAAUAAACUCAACACAACGGGCUUUGGACACGGCUUAAGUGUGAACCUCUCACUUUAUUACUUUAUAUUUUGACUUUAUAAAUGCACCUCAUGGCUCGUGCCCGCGCUACCUGGAGAUGUUCAUUGCUCCACCUGCUGGCCAGAGAAGCUUGAGAUGGAGAAGAUGACCAGGGUCAGCAGCACUAUCAGUGGCUGUACCAUGUUUUGUCACCUGGAUGCACCUGCCAACGCCAUCAGCGUGUGUAGGGAUGCUACGCAGGUGGUGGUUGCCGGGCGGAAUAUUUUCAAGAUUUACGGUCUGGAGGAGGACGCUUUCGUGGAGCGGCUGAACCUGCGUGUGGGACGCAAACCCUCACUGAACUUCAGCUGUGCGGAUGUCAUGUGGCAUCAGAUGGAGGAGAACCUGCUGGCCACCGCCGCCACUAACGGAGCCGUGGUGACGUGGAAUCUGGCCCGGCCCUGCCGUAACAAACAGGAGCAGCUGUUCACCGAACACAAGCGCACGGUCAAUAAAGUCUGUUUUCACCCCACUGAGGUCAACAUGCUGCUGUCCGGCUCUCAGGACGGAUUCAUGAAGUGUUUUGACCUGCGCAAGAAGGAGAGCGUCAGCACCUUUUCUGGUCAGUCUGAGAGCGUGAGAGAUGUGCAGUUCAGUAUUAAGGAUUAUUUCACGUUCGCGGCCUCGUUUGAGAAUGGAAACGUGCAGCUGUGGGACAUUCGGAGACCCGACCGAUACGAGAGGAUGUUCACCGCGCACACCGGACCCGUCUUCUGCUGUGACUGGCACCCUGAUGACAGGGGUUGGCUGGCCACAGGCGGACGUGACAAGAUGGUGAAAGUCUGGGACAUGUCGACCAACCGCGUGAAGGAGAUCUACUGCGUUCAGACCAUAGCGUCGGUGGCCAGGGUCAAGUGGCGUCCGGAGCGCAGAUAUCACCUGGCCACCUGCUCCAUGAUGGUGGACCACAACAUCUACGUGUGGGACGUCCGCCGGCCGUUCAUCCCCUUCGCAACCUUCGAGGAGCACAGAGACGUGACCACGGGAAUCGUAUGGCGGCACCAGCACGACCCCUACUUCCUGCUGUCGGGGUCCAAGGACAGUACGCUGUACCAGCACAUGUUUAAAGAUGCCAGCAGACCCGUCGACCGCGCCAAUCCUGAGGGACUCUGCUUUGGGCUGUUGGGGGACCUGGCGUUUGCUGCUAAAGAGAGUCUGAUGAGCGCGCCACAAUCUGUAGGGGACGUGGGGCGUAAAACCUACCCGGGGGGCGAUCGGCGGUACCCCAUCUUCUUCUUCAAGAAGCCGGAUGUGACGGAGCAGUUUGCGCAGGUGUCGAGCGCGCUCAGUGUGUUUGAGAGUGAAGCGGGCAGCGGUGUCGGGAUGGACUGGUUCAUUAACACCGCACAGAGUUACCUGCUGAGCGGGAAACCCUUCGUCGAACUCUGUGAGCAUAACGCUCAAGUCGCCAAGAGACUCAACAGACCGCAGGAAUCGACCACAUGGACCAUGCUGCGAAUCAUGUUUUCAGAGCCGGCUAAUCCGUCCUUGUCGUCCAAUCACAAUCUGAACAAAUCAGGAAACCUCCCACUCGUCAACAGCUUCAGUAUGAAGGAGAUGAGCGCUGCUCUCAAUGAGAGAAACAAAGAAAACAGACAAGACAACCUCCACAGUCUGGAGACCAACCUCAACAACAAUGACGAGAACGAGGAGACGGAGGGCAGCGAGGGUCAGGCCGAGUAUCUGUUUGGAGACGCUGAACUGGACGACGAUGAUCUCUACAGCAUGGAGCACGAGAACCAGGCAGCAGAGGAGCCCGAGUACCUGCUCCCUCAGGAGGCUUUCCCGUUACGCCACGAGAUCAUGGACCAUCCCUCGGCCCCGGAGCCAGUGCAGGAGAAGCCCGAGUCACCCCACGUCAGCGGGAGCGAAGCCGAGAGCACGUGUCUGACUCCCAUGGAGUCCUUCAGUCUCAUUUCCGUCUCGCAGCUGCUGUUCUCGCCUCACUUGCCGCCCAAGUUCUUCUGCCCCAUCGUAAAGGAGAUGCUGUGCUACUACGCCGAGCAGGGCGACGUGCAGAUGGCCGUAUCCGUGCUGAUCGUACUGGGCGACCGCAUCCGUAAGGAGAUCGACGAGCUCACACAGGAGCACUGGUACAUGUCCUACAUCGACCUGCUGCAGCGCUUCGAGCUGUGGAACGUCAGUAACGAGGUGAUCAAACUGAGCACGUGUGGCCCCAUCAUGUGUCUGAAUCAAGCCUCCACCACCUUACACAUCAACUGCAGCAACUGCAAGCGACCAAUGAGCAACAGGGGCUGGAUCUGUGACAGGUGCCACCAGUGUGCGAGUGUGUGUGCAGUGUGUCAUCACGUGGUCAAAGGCUUGUUUGUGUGGUGUCAGGGCUGCAGUCACGGAGGACACCUGGAGCAUAUGAUGGAGUGGCUGAAACAGUCCAGACACUGUCCGGCCGGCUGCGGACACCUGUGUGAAUACACCUGACACACACACACACACACACACACACACACACAGGACUCUCUCUAGCAGAGGAGCGAUCAGGCUGCUACUUAUGAGGAAAAAUAUGUAGGACUAAUGAUUUUAUGAUAAUCAAACACAAAGGGAAUCUGAACGCAAUCAUAUGUGUGCUGAAGAUAGUCAGCAAAGUCUUUUUUUAGUUUUUGAAGAAUUUGUUUUAUAAAUAGUCUAAUGUACAUAAGAGAUGUACCUGCUUUGGGAAUGUGUUUCAUGUAUCUUGAAAAUAUUCUUGAAAACUGUGUAAAUGCAGAACACAUUGCAUUGAAAUCAGAUUUAUUUAGAAAGAAACGGUGUUGUUUAAGAAUAAAGCCAGUCUUUAAUUAUCAUCUCUGUGGGUUUGUAUUUAUGAAGCCAUGGAAACAUAUUAAAAGUUACUUUUUGGGGAGCAGAA
Messenger RNA from Carassius auratus (goldfish), 3169 nucleotides. RefSeq names its product GATOR complex protein WDR24. NCBI's taxonomy places the organism in Eukaryota, Metazoa, Chordata, Actinopteri, Cypriniformes, Cyprinidae. The record is from RefSeq and is a predicted model, not a curated record. Gene Ontology annotation, biological process: cellular response to amino acid starvation; positive regulation of macroautophagy; positive regulation of TORC1 signaling. Gene Ontology annotation, cellular component: cytosol; GATOR2 complex; vacuolar membrane. Gene Ontology annotation, molecular function: protein binding. Bases 400 to 2742 code for a protein of 780 amino acids. The transcript has 14 exons.